Sphenostylis stenocarpa is the source of this 570-nucleotide messenger RNA. The record is from the annotation of a GenBank genome assembly. Lineage: Eukaryota; Viridiplantae; Streptophyta; Magnoliopsida; Fabales; Fabaceae.
AUGUCUCUUGACACUAAGUCUAACUUUGAUGAGCUUCGCUGGGUCAUCCAAAUCCGUAGAACCCUUGAAGAAGAGCUUGGUGAAGAUGGUGAAUUCCCUGUAUCCAUCUUCAGCGUCCCAAAGCUUCUUAGGGUUUGUGAACCAGACUCGUAUAUUCCUCAACAAGUUGCUCUUGGUCCUUACCAUUAUUGGCGUCCAGAACUGUAUGAGAUGCAGAGACACAAGCUUGCAGCAGCAAAAAGAUUCCACAAACAAUUACAAAGCCUCAACUUAGACAAUCUUGUUGACCAAUUGUCCAAGUUGGAGCCACGGAUUCGAGCAUGCCACCACAAGUUCUUGGAUUUCAACGGGGACACAUUGGUUUGGAUGAUGGCAAUUGAUGCCUCAUUCUUGCUUGAGUUCCUCCAAGAUGGAACAAUAGUGCCUAGGAGGAAAUCAUCUCACAAUGCAAUUUUGAGGGAUAUUGUAAUGCUUGAGAAUCAAAUACCAUUAUUUGUGUUGAGAAAGAUGUUGGAGCUCAAAUUCUCAUCGCUAGAAGCGGCAGAUGACAUGUUGUCUCGAAGAUUAUAG